AUGGGUUAUGACAUCCAGCACCCUCCCAUGUCUGAGCUCUCCAAUGUCCCUAUCAUGCCCAGCAGCUCCAAUAGCUCCAACAACACUGUACCUAACGCAUACAACUUCUUCAACAGUCCCUCCACUGUACUACCCACUGGUACCAACACCCUGGACCUUACCUACUCAAUGGUCACCCCAACAACACCCAAACCAACCAUUGACAAACUUUGCAAACAAUUCAAACUGCUAUACCUCAAUGAAUCAUUGAUCCCCAAACAGCCAAACCCCACCUUGGCGUUGUCCAGAGAUAUGGAACCACCAUGGACGUUCAUCAACAAUGAACCGCCAACGUCAACAACCAACAGUCCAACUGUUGCGGAGGCGCUAUCCGGGCCAGACGCAGAGGAAUGGUGGAAGGCAAUGGCCAAGGAGGUCAGCACCCUCAAACAAAUGGGAACAUACAAACUAACAAACCUACUACCCAAAUGCAAGGCAAUGGGGAACAAAUGGGUCCUUGUACUCAAACACAACAAGAACAGCACACCCAUCCAACACAAGGCAAGACUUGUAGCCCAAGGAUUUAGUCAGCAGCCUGGUAUUGAUUUUGACAAGACAUUUGCACCCAUUUACAAUUGGGAUAUACAACAGCUCAAUGUGAACUCAGCUUACCUACAUGCCAAGGUCAACAAAGACCUAUACAUGCAGCAAAUCCCUUAUUUUAGCAACGGCUAUUCCGACGCCAAUUGGGGAAGCAACUUGCUAGAUUGUAAGUCUGUUUCCGGUCAUGUGUUCAUGCUUGGAGGAGCUGCCAUAUCUUGGUCAGCUAAGAAGCAAGCCACUGUCGCUUUAUCGACAAUGGAAGCAGAGUAUAUGGCGUUAUCGCACGCAUGUACUCAAGCUAUGUGGCUCCGUCAAUUUUUUGAGGAACUACAAUACGUUGCUGACACACCAACAUUAAUUGUUUCAGACAACCUUGCUGCGAUUGCUCUAUCCGAAGAAUCGCAAUUCCAUGGACGAUCGAAACACAUCAACAUCCAACACCACUUCAUGCAAGACCUCAUAGAGAAACGCAAGGUAGCUACACUGUACGUACCAUCUAAAGAAAACUUAGCCGACGCUUUCACUAAAGCGUUACCCGCACCACAGUUUAGUUAUCUAAUGCAAGGAAUCAUGGGCAAGCCGAUGAGCGAAGGAUAA
This is a messenger RNA of Rhizoctonia solani, 1179 nucleotides long. RefSeq names its product Retrovirus-related Pol polyprotein from transposon TNT 1-94. The record is from RefSeq and is a predicted model, not a curated record. The coding region runs from base 1 to 1179 and encodes 392 amino acids. NCBI's taxonomy places the organism in Eukaryota, Fungi, Basidiomycota, Agaricomycetes, Cantharellales, Ceratobasidiaceae. The transcript is spliced from 4 exons.